AAUUUUGCCCCACGAGACGAGCAGACUCUUUUUGUGAGGAACGUGAAAAGCUAUGGCUUCCCACAGAGAGUUACAGAGGUUGGAAGACGAGAACAGGACGCUCUCCCAACGGCUGACCGACACGGAAGUCGAGUUGUCCCGCAAAGAGGAUGAGCUGAAAGCUACAAGCGUCAGGAAAGUGGAGAUGCUGAACGGCCUGAGAGAGCACCAGAGGCGGCUCAAGGAGACAAAGUGCCAGCUGGAAAAGCUAGAGAUGGCCGAAGAGGCGGCUCAGGCUGCGGCACGUGAGGCGAGGCAGCAGCUGGAGAAGCUGGAGGGGACGCAGAGAGACCAGGCCGCCUCCAGCAAGAUCACCGUCAGCAACCUGCAGCUGGAAAUCAAAUCACUCAGCACCAAGUUGGCAGAGAAGACAGAUCAACAUGAGGCCCUGCAGGAGCAGCUUCACCAGAACGAGAAGCACACGGCAGAACUGCAAGACCAAAGGACAAAGACCAGCAGGGAAGGCUCUUCGAGACUGGCCAACCUAAACCAGGCCCUUAUGAAGUUGAAGCAGAGUGUUGCUCAGUUGUCAGAGGAGAAUGUGACACUAAAAAACAGAGAGCAGGAGCUAGUGGAAAGGUGCGAGAGCCUGGAACACCAGCUUGCAAAAGGUCCACAAGAAGCGAAUAGUGCCACGGGCGGACCACUUGCACCGUCCACACCCACCAGGCGUCCGCACACGUGCCCACACCCGUCAACCCCUGCCCGUCCCAUACCGGGCGAGACCAAACUGGAGUCUGUCCAAACAGAGAACGAAAAACUCAAGAAGGAGCUCCAGUGCAUGCAGACCAACUUCCAGCUAAUGUCUCAGAAAUCCGCCACGGUCAAGAAGGAGAAGAAGGAGAUCGAGCAGUCGCUGACAGAGCUACAGGCCGAAUUCGACCGCAUCCUCACUGAGAAAACCAACACGGAGACAAAACUGGAAGAAACACGGGCAUCUCUCUCUAACAAGCUCAGCACCGUGUCGACCAGUCAAAGGAAACAGGAGGAACUGGAGCAAGAGAUUUCGAGUCUUCAGUCGGAGUUGUCUCAGUUGGCAUCUCAAACCAGCCAACUGGAGGAACAGCUGGAGACGGAGAAGAGGCGGUCGGAGUCCAGCGAGGAGUUUGCCCGUCAGCUGCAGGAGAAGGCCAAGAACCUCAAGGAAUGGAAGGUGCAGGCAGAGAGCAAGAUCGCAACGCUCACCUCACAACUGAGGGCCCUAGAGGAAGAAUUAGCCGACAACCGCAGCUCAAAGACGGCCCAGUUCAGCCAACAGAGGCAGGAGAGCGAGGCCAUUGCUGUCUACAAGCAGAAGCUGGAGAGGAUAAGAGGAGAGCGCAGGGAGCUGGAGGAGAGGCUGGGAGAGGCUGGGCAGGCACUGGAAGAGGAACACAUCAAGAACUCCCUCCUUGAGAAAGCCAACAAGGCUCUAAAGAGGCAGCUGGCACGCGUUGAAUUGGUUCAGCAAGAGCUGCAGGAGCAGAAGGAGCACGGGUCAGGGUUGUCUAGGGAGGUAUCCGAGCUCAGCGACCGACUGGCUGCAGUCACCGAGGAGAACGCUCUCCUGCGUGAGGAGUGCGACCGGCUAGAGGGAGAGCAGAAGCAGACGAUGGAGCAGAUUGAGUGGCUCACCCACAGCAAGCAGGAGCAUUGCGAGAGAGCCGAGAGCCAGGAGGGAGUAGUGAGAAACCUCCAGGAUCAGCUGAGGAGGCAGGAGAACGAACUCAGCAGUGCCGCGGACGCCGUGAGAGAGAAAGAGACCCGAUGCAUCUCCCUCACCGAGCAGAUGGAGGAGCUCCAACUGGAGCUGGCCAACAUCAAGAGUGGCAAGAGCCACUUUGAGGCAGAGGUCGGGGAACUGGUGCAGAAACUGGAGGAUUUGGAGCAGGCAAACUUUGACCUGAGCACGAAACUCAGCGAUGCCCACAACGAGACAACACUGGUCGUGGCCACGAGGGACGAAAACUCUAACAAGCUGGACGAGCUCCAACAGAAGUACCACGACGUACAGGCACUUCUCCUGGAAAAGGAGUCCCAGCUCUCAGAGUCCCGCUACGCCCGCAAGCUCGUCGAGAGCGAAAAUGUCAACCUCGUGUCGCAGGUCUCGACCCUCUCCGAAAUGGUUGCGGGGAGAAACGCCAAGAUUGAGACUCUCCAGACGGAGGCCUCGUGCUACGAAUCCAGCACCCGGGACAUCAUGUCGAGGAUUGUUUCGCUGGAGGAGGAACACGGGAACUGUUCCCAGCAACAGCAGGCACUCCAGGAUGAAAUUGAUCGUGCCAACUUGUUCACACGCGAGGGAGAACGUCGGGAGAGGGAGCUCAAGGAGGAGAUUUCGUCUCUCAGAUCGAGUCUGAGGGAGAGGAGGGAGCGCUACGAAUCCUUCCAGACGUCAAACAGGGAGCUCAAUCGGAAGCUGCAGGCUCAGGUGGAGAAGGUAGACGAACUCGUGUCCUCCUCUCACGAGUCGAACGCCAGAAUCCAGCAGCUGGAGCGAGAGGUAAAGGAGAGGGAUCACACUGUCACAUCAGCGAGGGGAGAGCUCGAAUUCUUGACGAAACUGAACGCAGACCAGCAGGCUUCCCUCAGAGCAGAGAUUGAGUCCCUCAACAAGAAAUGCGGGGAGCUGAGGGCCAAGUGUGAGGACUACCGCGAGGCCGAAAUCAGGACUGAGUCGGAAAUCCGCGAUCUCCAGAAGCAGCUGAACGAGCUGCAGAUGGUCCACGCCGAGCUGGUUCAAGACCGUCGGCCUCUGCAAGAUCGCUACGACGAGACCCGGUCGCAGCUGCUCAAGGCUCAAGACGAGCUCUACCGCACCCAGAAGGAGCUGAAGAGCGUCAAGUCCGAGCUGCGGUACCAGAAACGGAAGAGGGGUGAGGCGGAGGAGCAGCUGGGUGGGAUGCAGGGGGAGACUGACAGCACCGUGGCCCAGUUUGAGCUCCUGCGGGAGGAGCUGCUGAGGAUUUUGGACGAAGGAGAGGAGAACACUCCGUCUGUCUCGAGGAGGAGACUCAAGGGUAUCAUAAAGCAGUCCAAGAACAACAUCUUGAAGCCUCGGCACAACAUUGACGAAUGACUCUUUCAGCAGUAUGCUAUAAUCAAUACACAUAUAUACCCAAGUGCUGUUGCAAUUAUGUCAUUAUGCCACCAAUAUCACUUUUCGU
Molecule: messenger RNA, 3185 nt
Organism: Geodia barretti
Lineage: Eukaryota; Metazoa; Porifera; Demospongiae; Tetractinellida; Geodiidae
Source: the annotation of a GenBank genome assembly